Molecule: messenger RNA, 1888 nt
Organism: Cololabis saira (Pacific saury)
Lineage: Eukaryota; Metazoa; Chordata; Actinopteri; Beloniformes; Belonidae
Gene: bnipl
Product: BCL2 interacting protein like
Exons: 11
Coding region: 225-1379 (384 amino acids)
Biological process (GO): apoptotic process
Cellular component (GO): cytoplasm
Source: RefSeq, a predicted model, not a curated record
UGAUUGGCCGGGAUUAACCAGGUGCAGCUGCUGGGCUGCUCACCUGCUCACCUGUCUGCACCGGGCAGGUGAGCGUCGGCCAAUCAGAGGCCUGCGAAUGCAGCCGAACCAGUCGGACGGACGGGUCGUAUCUGCUGGUCAGCAGACGCUGUGACAUCACCGUGACAUCACCGUGACAUCACUGUGACAUCACCGUGACAUCAUCGUGACAUCACCGUGACAUCAUGAGCUCCCCCACCAGGUACGCAGGAGACAGGGCUGCUGCCGGGGCCGCGGGGACCAAGGACCAGAUCCAGGACCAGAUCCAGGACCAGAUCCAGGACCAGAUCCAGGACCUGGAGCUGAGGGAGGAGUGGCAGGACGACGGCUUCCCCAGGCCUCUGCCGGAGUCGGGGGUCCUGGGAGAAUCUGGAGGUCUGCAGGAGUCCGGGGGUCCAGCAGGGGGAGACACUCACCCAGCCCCGCCCACCACCCUGGCCCUCUCCGGUACGCCGGGGGGCGGAGCUAAGCGGCGGCUGGUGGCGCCGUCUCUCAGCCUGACGCUGAGCCGCCGCGGCUCCCGCGACCGGAACGGCGACGGCUUCUCGGCGGCGGGGCUAUCGACCCCCGAGGACACGCCCCUGGACACGCCCUCCCUGGACGUCUACCUGGACGCCCUAGAGACGCCGUCGGACAGCGAGACGGGGACGAUACCGGACACCCUGGACCUGGACCUGGAGUGGGAAGACGACCUGCCUCGCACCGGGAGGGGCGGGGCCGGGGGCGGGGCCGGGGGCGGGCCCAGGGGCCCAGGUGAGGCCUCCGAGGGCCUGAUGCAGCUGGACCAGGUGGACAGCAGGGGGCGUCGCUGGAGACGGUUCUGCGUCUCCGGACACGAAUUCCACGUCAACAUGAGCGUCCUGGAGCCGUACCUGCAGGUGCUGUCGCACGGAGGUUACUAUGGCGACGGGAUGAACGCCAUCAUCCUGUUCACUUCCUGCUACCUGCCGGAGAACAACGUGGAGAACUACGAGUACGUGAUGGACAACCUGUUCAGGUACAUGGUGGGGACCCUGGACCUGAUGGUCUCCGAGGACUACGUCCUGGUCUACCUGUGCUCGUUGUCUCCCAGGAACAAGGUCCCGUCCAUCAAGUGGCUGCACCAGUGCUACACGUCCAUCGACAGGAGGCUGAAGAAGGACCUGAAGGGUCUGCUGGUGGUCCAUCCUGCCUGGUACGUCCGGGCCGUGCUCACCGUGGUCAAGCCCUUCAUCAGUGACAAGUUCAGCAGAAAGAUCCGCUUCAUCCAGAAUCUCCAGCAGCUUUCAGAGUUUAUCCCCACAGACCGACUGCAGAUCCCCGACGCCAUCCGCCAGUUUGAUGAGAAGUUGAACCGAUGACGGCGGUGACUCAGCAGGUUCCUCCCACCGUGGAGGUCAGAGGUCACCAGGAGGCCGAGGCCUGCUAGCUGCUAGCUGCUAUUUGCUAGCUGCUACCUGCUAGCUGCUACCUGCUAGCUGCUACCUGCUAGCUGCUACCUGCUAGCUGCUAGCUGCUAGCUGCUAUUUGCUAGCUGCUACCUGUACAGACGAACAUUAACGUGUAUUUAAGCUGCCGGUUGUUGGUGUUGGGGACUUGAACUGGUACUGGUGAAAUAAAAAAUAAAAUAAAAUAAAAAAAUUAUGAAAAAUAUAAUGACUCACUGUAUCCAUGGCAACGCCUCCUCUCAGACUGUGGUUUCCUGUCUGCUCUGUCCUGGUUCCCAUGGUAACAAUAUCAAGUCAUCAUCAAUCGGUUCGAUCAGAUCUGAUCUAUCUAUAAUCUGGUGUCCAGGAUGACGGGGUGGAGGGAUCUGAUUGGCUGUUGUCUCGACUUUUCCUGCUGCACUUCCUGUAAAAAAACCUGCAAU